UAUAAAUCUAAACAACAAGUGAUUAUUUUCUAAUAAAUAAUAGACAUUUUACAAAUUAUCGAUCGUUUGAUUAUUAUCAUCCAACGUCCUAACAACUAACGAAUAUUAAUAAAUAUUCCAAACCAAAGGCCCAAAACUCCAUUGAGCGUUCUUUUUAAUAUUUUGGCGCAUUUCCCUUUGUCAAUCAUUCGCAUCAUCUCGCACAGCAAGCGUGAGUCAAACAUUUUACAGUUAUAUUGGUUCGAAAGCUAGCGUGUUAAAAAAUAUCUGAUCUACUGAUUUUCCUGAAUAAUAGCAAAUUAAUUUUUAAACAUAAUUUUUUUCACUUCACAAAAUGUCAGAACGCUACUUCAGCUUACAUCCAGAAGAGUCUUCCAAAAUGUAUUUAAACUACAAUGUGAUUCAGGCGCAGGCGCCAUCACAGCAUAGCUUAGUGGGCAUGGCGGCCCAGCUAAAUAAUGAAUACGAUUAUAUUGCAAAUGCGGCAACAGCCUACUAUACGGUAAAUGGUGGUGGUUUCGUGGAUAUGAAUAACAACCGCUCGGCGACACGUUACUAUAAUGUGGGCGCUGGCUGUGGAGUAGGUAAGCAAAAUAUUUGCAGCGGAAAUAAUGCUGGUGGACACAUUUACACCAACAAAGUUUUGCCAUCAUCGCUGAUGACAAAAUACACCAAUGCAGGCAGCUACAUGCAUGGCGGCGGUGCUGCCGCAAUGACCACACCACACAUGUCGACAAAUGAAACGUCUAUCUCUCACCAUCACUCACAAGGACACUAUAACACACAUGCACAUGCAAGCACAUCUACUUAUGGAUAUCAAAGAAAUCGCUAUAUGCCCUACAAUCGAUGCAACACUUCCACUGCGAAUGCCCUUCACCAGCACCCACUGCAUUCUACCGCGGCAAUAACAACCUGUGGGGGACUAACUACAGCCGUUUCAAAUGGCUAUCACCAAUUUGCAGCACCCAUCUACCAGACAUGCACUCCCGGUGCUGCAAUGCAAACCUUUACCUCGACCAUACCAAUGAGUGCUGUGUCAGUCAGUCAGCAAACACAAUUGCAUCCAAACUCCAUGACAUCCACAAUGACCACUGCCUCACACUCCAAUGGAGGGGGACAAGGUUUCACCUAUGCCCAUGCUGUGGCCGCCUCGAUAGCAGCACCAACCUCGGUGGUGGCUGCCACCACGAUUCCCACAAGCGAUAAUAAAAAUUCCAACUCUCUUGCCACAGUCACAGCACCAUCAGUCAGCACUGCCAUAACGUCUACGCCCUAUACUUCAGCCCAGACAUACGCCACAGUUAGUGAUCCCAAUGACACAGUCACAUUGCAAAUUACAAAUUUGGACUACUCCAUGGAUGAGGUCAGUUUGAGAAAUUUUCUAUUGAACCAACUCAAGCCCAUAACGCCCGUGGUUUCGCUAACGUUCGAGGGAAGUUCCUAUGCCAAAGUUACCGUACCAGAUUUAUAUUUUGCAAAACAAGUGGUCUCAAACUUACAUCGCAAGAAAAUUGGUCACAAACGCAUGUUGGUUUCAUACACCAGAGACUCUUCGUUGACGGAAAUUAAUACACUGAGAUGUCAAGUAGCUGGUCUACUAAAGGAUGUUCCUUGUUACACUCUACCUAUGUAUAAGUUCAGAGAACUAUUUCAAUCACGUUUUAAGACAUCAAUCAGCGUUUUGGAUCUUUAUAAAAUGCAAGAUAUCUGCAUCAUCAAUUCCGAUAACAACGAGGAGAAGUUCAUAAGCUUACAUUCGGAUUUGGUUAAUUCGCUGGAAAGUUCUCCGCUCAUGGAAGGUCUGCAGCAUAGUGUACCCUAUUGUACCAUGCACUUUAAGAGGGAACAACACAAGGGCUGGGCUGAACAAGAAAUUGAGCCGUUACCCAAUGUGUUCAUGACCAUAACGGAAAUUCAACAAAUCGUACAUCCUUUGUUGAAGAAUCAUACCGGCGAUAUACCUGUGGCCUCUCUGGUUCACUGCAUUGAGGGCCAAUUGAAAGUGCAAAUUACACCCAAUGAAAGUGGAGUUAAUUUGGAACAUUUGAUUUGUUGUGUCCAGGGCAUUCAGAUCACUGUGAAUAAUUUUGGUAUAAAAAUUUUGGGUUGGCUUGAACUGAAUAAGGAAAAUGGACAAAUGUCAUCAGCCAGCAAUGAAAAGUCCAGUUUAUAUUCCAAGAAUUCAAUAUCGGAUCCACUGUAUCAGAUUUCGCGUGAAGUUAUUGAGUUGGUGAAGAUGUCACCCAAGGCUACAAUGAAAUUCAAUCGUUUUAUACCGGCCUAUCACAACCACUUUGGAAAACAAUGCCGCGUGGCUGACUAUGGCUAUACAAAACUAAUAGAGCUCUUCGAGGCCCUCUCGUCAGUGGUGCAAAUUAUGGGUGAUGGAGAAAAUCGCCAAAUUACUCUGACCCAUCGCACCCAAAUACGUCGCUUUACAUCAGAUCUUUUGCGAGUGCUGAGAGCCCAUGGUAAUAAAUCUGUAUUGCUUUCUCAGUUGCCCACCAUAUUUGCCCAGACUCAGAAUAGAACAUUCGAUGUCACCGAUUAUGGGGUCUGUGACAUAGGAGAUAUCUUGGAUGGUUUGGUGAAUUCGAAUAUAGUUGUGGUGUCCACAGUGCAAAAUGGCGAGGACAUUUUGAUAUCCAUGCCUAAGCGUAAGCAAACAUCCUCAGAAUUGGAGAAGACCUGCAUUUUUGCGGGUGAAAUUGUGGAGCUGUUCAGCAAUGCUCCCCAAUAUACGAUAUUGUUUCAAAAAUUUGUACGCUCUUAUCACUAUCACUUUGGAUAUCAAUGCCGUUUGAGUGACUACGGCUUUCAGAAGCUGGCCGAUCUCGUGGAAGCUGUGCAUGGUGUGGUAGAGAUGGAGUUAACAAAUGAUGAGGAUAAAAAAAUUUACCUAACUGCCAAAGUAGCACGCCGAAUAUUUGCCGAACAAUGUGAAGAGCUUAUAGCUACCACCACAGGUUCAGCAAAAACUUGCAUGAAAUGGGAUGAUGUUGUUAAGCUUCAUAAGAAAAAAUAUGGCUAUCAAAUACAAUCCCAAACAUUGGGAGUUAAAGAUAUAAUGAAAGCUUUAGAUCUACUGCCCUAUAUUGAGACUUUCGAAAAGGAUGAUGGCACUUGGAUUAUAUGCCACAAAGGCGAUAAAGCUUUUCGGACUUUGUGCUACAAAGCUUGCAAGCUAUUGUUAUCACAUGAAGCUGAUUUACCGGAUCCAAAAACUGGCAAGGAGCAUGAAGCGUUUAAGAAUCUAUUGACUCUAGAAGAUUUCAUAAAGAGCUUUAAUGAAAAGAAUAAGGAAACUCUCACCGAGAACACAGUCAAAGCCAUGAAACAUGCCAUAGAGAUCAUUGCCGAAAAUGAUUGCUCAUAUGUAAAAGUAUCGGGCUUAAUGCACUUUAUUAUGAAUAUCAUACGUUUGCUGGAACAACGUUCUCCUAUGCUGCUGCUGGAUAUUAAAAAUGCUCUUGACUGUUCCAUAACAUCAACUUUUGAAUUCGGUUACCCCAAUUUGUUUUCAGUCAUUUCAACUUAUUCCGACUUAUUUUAUGUUAACGCCGGAGUGCCGUUGGAGAGAUCAGAAGUGGGCCUUGCUGGUAAUGCAGAAUUACGUUUAACUUCCUAUGCCAAUCAUAAGCAUUUAUUUGGUUCCUUAAAAUUGCCAUAUAACAAACAGAAAUCCUCACGUACAACAACCCGUCCACCAUUAGCCGAACACAACAAUAAUCGCAUUGCAACAUCAUCGCAUCAAGAAACACCAGCCAGAACACGCACCAUGUCCAUUGAUAGCAAUUACAACAGCAGCCAUGCAUCAUCCACAUCAACAUCCAAUUACCGUUCGCAAAAUUCCUGUUCAUUUUAUCAACAGCAACAACAACCAAGGUCGACUUCAUCAUCAUCAUCAUUAUCAUCUUCAACAUACUGUCCAAAAUCGUAUACUUCGUCAUGCGGCUCCAAUGCAUACAACAAUAUGAGCAACAGUUCUUCCAUUUAUUCCAUGGCCUCUAAUAAUUCAAAUAUUUUGAAUUCUUCCAUAUCAAGUGGAUCCAAUAAUAAGGAGAACUCUUUCAGUUCAUCCUUUAUGUUCAACAACUCAUUCAAUACAUCAUCUAAUAUGUCAUCCACAUAUAACGACCUUAAUUCUAGCAUGAAUAGUUUGGUUAAUACAAUGGGUUGUAUUCCUCAACCUGCUCCAGCAACUGUGCCCAUCAACAAUUCAAUACAUUUGAACCCAUCCAUGCCUUCAGUGUAUCCUACAUCUAAACUGUGGGAUAGACGACAUGGUAAUAAUUUUUAUCAGCAACAGCCGCAACAACCUCUAAUGAAUGCUAAUGCGAAUUUAAGUGGUGGAAGCGGUUUGCCACAGCUUAUUAUGGGUACGGCACAACCACAAACUUUGUCAAUGCCUAGCCAAGCAACAGUGUUCCCGGCAAUGACAACAGAAACAUCAGCUGGUCUAUAUGAGUUGGUAAACAAUAUUCAAAUGUGCCCAGUUUUAUAUGAGCCCCCAAAACCUGAUACGCCACCUUCAGAGAAUAUGCCAUUUUGGAUUGAUCCCAUCUGGAAGAAUAACAAUAACGAGAAACCCAAGGAUGAUUUGCUCAAUAUACGCCUUCCUGAACUAAAAGCUCUUAACGUUUUGCCAAUGGUUUUGUCACCCUAUAGUCUAUCGAAAACGGAAAACAUGAAACAAGUUUUCAAUUUCGAGUCCCAUGAUAGAAAAAUAGCCUAAAUUAUUUUACCAUUAUUCAAAAUAAAAUUUUAUUUAUAAGUUUUCAUUUUCUAUAGUCUUAUAUUGAUUAUUUAUCAUAAACAAUUAUUUUUUAAUAAUAUAAAAUAUAGCUUAAAUCUUUAAAUAAUUUUGUAUAUCUAGUACCAUUACCACACUAUUGUAAAAAUGUUUUUGUGGCAGCCCCAUAUUUCAUUUUAUUCUAUCGACGAGGAAUACAAUAAUUACGCAUUUGUUAAUCAAGAACAAAAAUUGUGAACAGCUACUUAAAUUCCUCUAUUAUGCCACUAGCAAAACAUUACUUCAGAAUCUAGGAUGUCAUUGUAACAAAAUUUUAGUUUGUAAUUACCAAUUGAUUGUUAAACAAAAGAAAAAACCUACAUUAAUUACCAAUUUAAAAAAAAUCGAUAUUGUCAAAUUUAAUUAACUCCAAGAGUAUCAUGCUGUUUGUAAUUAUUUUAAAUAUUAUUAAAUAUCAUUUGUUAACAGUUAUUACAAAUAAAAUGCUUGCUUAUAAAACA
This is a messenger RNA of Stomoxys calcitrans (stable fly), 5253 nucleotides long. It is a transcript of the gene Marf1, whose product is annotated as meiosis regulator and mRNA stability factor 1. Gene Ontology annotation, molecular function: nucleic acid binding. NCBI's taxonomy places the organism in Eukaryota, Metazoa, Arthropoda, Insecta, Diptera, Muscidae. The record is from RefSeq and is a predicted model, not a curated record. The transcript has 11 exons. Bases 335 to 4735 code for a protein of 1466 amino acids.